This is a messenger RNA of Stylophora pistillata, 1151 nucleotides long. Its product is annotated as neuroglobin-2. The record is from RefSeq and is a predicted model, not a curated record. Gene Ontology annotation, molecular function: oxygen binding; heme binding. NCBI's taxonomy places the organism in Eukaryota, Metazoa, Cnidaria, Anthozoa, Scleractinia, Pocilloporidae.
UAUUACAAAAGUUCAGUGCUGUGUAAAAUUUGCAAACAAAAUCCACACCGAGUCUCGAAAAGACCUCGCUCGACGUACUGCACCGGAUCAAGGCGAUUUACAUCCGUAUAGAGGACAAGAUGGGAAUAACACAAUCAUCAAAAUCAUACGAUCUCCCUUACAUCCCAGAUAAUAAGCCACAACCCAGCAACGAAAACUCACCUGAGUUGACUGAUCUACAGACUGAAUUGAUCCGUGGCUCAUGGGAAAAGGUCAAAACGAACAAAAAGUACCAUGGUGAACGGUUAUUUCACAAGUUAUUUGACGUGGCACCUCACUUGCAAGAGCUAUUUCCGUUCGGCAGCGACUUAACAAAUCCCAUGUUUACUAUGCACGCCUUGAACAUCAUGAACACGUUAGACCUAGCAGUACAAAACUUGGAUAAACUGGAUAUACUUGUGCCUAAGCUAAGAGAACUUGGACAGAUGCAUGCAGCAUUUGAGCUUACGGAAGUAGAAUUUCAGUAUGUUGGUGAAUCUCUCAUAUGGGUUCUGGAGACAGGCCUGGGAGAUGACUUUACACCAAAGUUGAAGAGAGCCUGGUGUGAUGCCUUUGCUAUCAUCUCUAGUGUUAUGUUGGGUGCCAUUAAAGAUAUUAAUGGCUAGAGAGGGGCAUCCACAACAUCUAUUCUAUAUAGUUCAUCGUAUUACAACCCAUUUUAGAUGAUUCAAUGACAAAUACUCAGCCUGGGAGAUAACUAACAGGAUUAUAAGAUAAGUAGUUCCAAGUCUUUAGCAAAAACAAUCAGUUACCAGACUUAACUCUUUUAUGUGGACCUACAAACUCAAUAAGACACCAUCAACCCCUAAGCUUUGCCUAGGGGUUAGCCAUAAUUCAGUGUGUUUUUUCAUACGAGGUUUCAGGAACCUGAUUAAAAGACAUGACUCAAUCAAAUUUUUUUAGUCUGUUUGUUAAAAAGAAAUUGAAACAGGGCCUUGGUGUUUGGGUAAACUAAUCACUGAACCAAAGAGAAAGUAAAAAGCAGUUGAAUCUUUUGUGUAAGUUGAACUGCAAACAGGAAAUCAUAUUUUAAGUACAGGUAAAUGAAGAAAAAUAAUACAAUGGCAGUUUUGAUUUUUCCUUUAUACAAUAGUUUUAAGAAAACAACAGAA